AUGAAAGCCGGACAAUGGGAUGGGAAACAGAAGAAGGUGGUGAUCAAUGACAUCCCUGUUCCAGUGCCUGGGGAGAACCAGUUCCUCGUCAAAAUCCACUCUGCUUCACUAUGCCACUCUGAUCUGAAUCUUGAACUCCGCCCCGAGGCUACCAUCACAAUGGGCCACGAGGGAGUUGGAUUCAUUGAAAAGAUACACCCCUCCGCGGAAGGCAAGGGCUUUGAGAUAGGCAACGCAAUCGGAUUCAACUAUUUCAACAACUGCUGCUACGAAUGCGAUGGCUGCAUGGUCCACAACAACUGGUGCGAGGUCAGCCAGCCCCAGCUCCAGGGCUUCCUGGCAGAUGGUUACUUCCAAGAGUAUGUCGUCGUCGACUACCACAAUGCCGUUGUACUUCCCAAAGAGCUGGAUAUGAAGCGCAGUGCCCCGUUGUUUUGCGCGGGAAUCACAGCCUUUCACGCUGUGGAUAGCUGCGAGCUGAAAGAGGGAGAGUGGCUCGCGGUGGUAGGCUGCGGAGGACUCGGCCAGUACGCCACACAGUACGCCAAAGCAAUGGGAUUCAAGGUCGUCGGCGUAGACAUCAACGACGAAGUGCUCCAGUCGGUCAAGGACCUUGGGGCAGACGCGGUGUUCAACUCCAUCAAAACGCCCAAUCUUGCCGAGGAAGUCAAGAAGCUCACCGGAAAGGGUUGCCACGCCGCUGCUGUCUUCUCUGGGGCGCCGGCUGCGUAUGCCUCUGCACCUCAGCUGCUGCGGAUCGGCGGCCUGCUCAUGGUGAUCGGUAUCUCUUCUCAGCCCAUCUCCGUGUCCACCUUUGACUUGACCACUGGUCGGUAUCGCAUCAAGGCCGACAGCACGAGCAUCCCGCAGCGGAUGGCCAAGGCUGUGGAGUUUACCGCCAAGCACAAUAUCCAACCGGCUGUUGAGUUUAGGACUCUUGAGGAACUUCCUCAAAUGGUAGCUGAUAUGCAAGGUGGGAAGGCAAAGUACCGUCAGGUCGUUGUAUUCUAG
Molecule: messenger RNA, 1011 nt
Organism: Clonostachys rhizophaga
Lineage: Eukaryota; Fungi; Ascomycota; Sordariomycetes; Hypocreales; Bionectriaceae
Source: the annotation of a GenBank genome assembly